UACUCCCGCUAACUCCCGGUUGGCCCACAAAAACACGUCAUCCCUGCCGCACUCUAUUUGAAAGUUGAGAGUCGGCAGUCUGGAGUUUAAUUAAAAAAUAAAUACAUAAAUUAAAAAAUCACAAGGUCAAAAAAAAGUUGAGAGUCGGCAGCUUUCCUGUGAGUGGGUGUGGAUUCCGCACCAAUAAAGGACAUGCCCCAGCAUCUGAGAGCUGAAAAUCCUGCCAGUUUUUUAAAUGAUUUGGAUAACUUAUUUUAUUACUUGCAGUUUUUUAUCAUUCAAAUUUGACUGGGUGGUUAAUUUCACAUUUGUCUGAGGUGUGACAAACUGAGAACACAUUUAAUAUCAAACUAUACAUGGACUUCAACAAGUGGUCAAAAAAUGCCAUGUGUUUAUAAUUUGUUAAUCUAAAAUGUGUGCAAAAGGCCUGUAGAGGGGGCAUUAGGAGAACCUGAGUCUCCUGAGAUGUGUGUGGUAUAGUAGGGAUUUCACCUCUUUUAAGGAUUUAGUGUACAGCAACAGAUGUCAGCAAUCAGUCCUUAUCCCUUUAUCCCUGUGGUGGAGUGAAGAGCUCUCAUAUGUUACAACGGAUAAGACUUUAGAAUAAUAGAAGCUAACACAUAUUCUGCCUCGCACAAGGGCGUAACAAAUUUUAAAGAUGGUUACUCUUCAGGGACGGACCUGAUUUUGAACUGGAAGUAUGGUGUAUUGGUGGAAGUUGUUGAAUUUUAUAACUUUCUGGGCUCUGACUCAAGAGCCAUCGUGCUAUUGUUUGGUGCGACACCAGCUGCCAGUUUUAUGGAUUAUGCCAGUCAGUGGAGAACCAGGAAGAGACAACAUUACAGCAGAGGUUUUACCUGCGGUUCAACUGGCACUGCAGCAUUUGAGUGAGCAGCCACCUCCUUUAGGCAACUAUGAGCUUCAGUUUCAUCUCAAAGACUCUGAGUGUAAUAAUGCCAAAGCACUCAAAGCGUUCUUUGACGCCACAUUCUAUGGCCCCAAACCUCUCAUGAUCUUUGGAGGGGUGUGUCCAUCAGUCACAUCCCUCAUAGCCCAGUCAUUGGAGGCCUGGAACCUUGUGCAGCUGUCGUUUGCAGUAACAGCACCUUCACUGGCAAACAAAAGACGGUUUCCAAACUUCUUCCGUGUGGUUCCAUCGGACAUCGUAGUCAACUUGGCACUGGUGAGGUUUCUCAGGCACUACGGAUGGAACAGAGUUGGUACUUUGACACAAAAUGAGCAGAAGUUUACAGAGGUACAAAGAGACUUGAGCAGACAUCUGGAGGUGGCUGACAUCCAGUUGGUGGCAGCAGAGAGCUUCUCUGUAGACCCAUGUAAUAGAAUACAACAACUAAAGGAAAGUGAUGUGAGAAUAGUGAUCACACAUUUCGAUGUGAGCAUGGCUGCUGAAGUCCUAUGCUGUGUGUAUAAUCUCAGCAUGUAUGGUCAGAAGUACCAGUGGAUCCUACCAGACUGGACUCAAGGCAACUGGUGGAUUACCGGCCUCAAAAACUGUACUGAUACUAACAUACAGACUGCUAUGGAGGGGUCCAUCAGUGCUGAUUUUGAGACCCUUAGCUCCAGCCACAUCAGAGGGAUUUCUGGUAGGACACCUCAGGAGUAUGAGAUGGACUACAAUAAGCAGCAAUUGAAACGUCUGGGUGCAAGCAAAUUUCAUGGCUUUGCUUAUGAUGGUACAUGGGUGAUUGCCAAAGUUUUGACAAGAGUCAUGGAGACCGUGAGGUACAGAGAAAGAUAUAGCAUCUAUCGCAACUUUACUGUCACUGACCAAGAAAUGAGUCAGAUGAUUCUGGAGGCCAUCGACAAGAUCAACUUCUUUGGUGUGACAGGACAGGUUAUGUUUCAGAGAGGUGAGAGAUUGGCCAAUGUGCAGUUUGCGCAGUUUCAAGAUGGAAAGGCUGUAAAGAUUGGAAAAUAUAAAGCCAUUACAGGUGAACUAGAGUUCAUCAGUCCGGUCCAAUUCCAUGGCGCUGGACCCACAAAGGACCGAACUUAUGUGUACCAUCAAAGAAAACACAUCAGUAUAUUUCUGUACAGUAUCAUAACAUCUAUAUCUAUCUUAGGUGUUCUUACAGCUUGUUGCCUCUUAUUCUUCAAUGUGAAAAACCGCAAUCAUUGGUCUCUUAGCAUGUCCAGCCCUGUCUUAACUACUGUGAUUAUCAUUGGUUCAGUUUUCUCUUAUUUCUGCAUCUUCUUUUUGGGGCUGGAUGGUUCUUAUAUUUCUGAUGGAGCGUUUGAAGCUUCCUGCUCUGUCCAACUAUGGCUUCUAUCUAUUGGAUAUACAGCAGCUUUUGGAACCAUGUUUGCAAAAACAUUGAGAAUUCAUGCUAUCUUCAAAAAUUACAGAAUAGAAAAAAGGAUCACAAAGGACUAUGGGUUGACUCUGUUAGUUAUGUUCUUUCUGUUGGACAUGAGUUUGUUAAUUUGUAUGCAAAUUUUGGAUCCUUUAAGGAGGACAGUAAAGGAGUAUCAUAUACAGCCUGACCCCCAUGGGCAAGAUUUCUCCAUACAGCCCUUUUCAGAGCAAUGUGAAAAUGCAUACAUGGGUUUCUGGAUGGCUGCAUUCUAUGGUUAUAAAGGGAUACUCCUGCUGAGUACCUGUUUUCUAGCCUGGACAACACGUCAUGCAAAGGUUCCUGCUGUGAGUGACAGCAGAGGCAUCCGAAUCAGUGCGUUUGUGUCGGGCCCAGUGAUUCUUAUUGGUAUAUGUGAGUCCAUGCUGUUCCAGGAUCAACCAAAUGUGAAAUUCUGCAUUGUUGCCCUUGUGAUCAUCACAUGUUGCUCCAGCACUCUGUGCUUGGUGUUUGUUCCAAAGAUUAUUAUGAUAAGGAUGGGUCCUGCGUCCUUGUCAAGAAGAUUUUAUCUCACCCAGUGGCACAGUGAGAUUGAACAGGACAGUGAACCGCACUGUAAAGAAAAGGAAGCUAUGAAGAACUCGGGAACAUCUGACUGUGCACCUGACAUCAAGCAAAACAUCUCAAGCACCAUUGACAUUCUACUUUCAGAUAACUUACAGCUCCAACAACACGUGAAUGAAUUGGAUUCUGAAUUGGAGUAUUUGACCAGGCGACUGAAUGAAUUAAGUCCUCACCAUCUAGAGGAUCUCAUCAUCAGAAGUUCUGUGCACAACGCAGGCAAGAACAAAUGUCAAACUCUGUCUGAAAGAUCCAACUGCAACAGGAACGGACUAGAGGACAUCAACUCUCCUGAACACAUUCAGCGCAGACUCUCUCUUCAGCUGCCCAUUCUUCAUCAUGCCUACUUACCUUACAUUGGAGGAGUGAACUCCAGUCCUUUCAAUAGCUCCUUUGAUAUCCCUCAGCAUACAUUAAUGCCCAAAACAUGUGGACUGUUGGUGCCAGGAGGACCAUGAACUGUAUGCUGUUUAUACAGUGACAAACAUAGACAUUUCUAUUAUAGUUCUUAAAGAAGUGCUGAGGCAUGUAGAUAGAAAAACAAAUGUAUUGUAUAUUGGAUUAUUAGGAACACCAUACUAAUACUGUGUUUGACCUACUUUCGCCCUUAAGAACUGCCUUAAUUCUACGUGGCAUUGAUUCAACAAGGUGCUGAAAGUAUUCUUUAGAAAGGUUGGCCCAUAUUGAUAGGAUAGCAUCUUGCAGUUGGAGAUUUGUGGGAUGCACAUCCAGGGCACGAAGAUCCCGUUCCACCACAUCCCAAAGAUGCUCUAUUGGGUUGGGAUCUGGUGACUGUAGGGGCUAUUCUAGUACAGUGAACUCAUGAAACCAAUUUGAAAUGAUUUGAGCUAUGUGACAUGGUGCAUUAUCCUGCUGGAAGUAGACAUCAGAGGAUGGGUACAUGGUGGUCAUAAAGAGAUGGACAUGAUCAGAAACAAUGCUCAGGUAGGUUGUGGCAUUUAAACGAUGCCCAAUUGGCACUAAGGGGCCUAAAGUGUGCCAAGAAAACACCCCCCACACCAUUACACCACCACCACCAGCCUGCACAGUGGUAACAAGGCAUGAUAGAUCCAUGUUCUCAUUCUGUUUACGCCAAAUUCUGACUCUAUCAUCUGAUUGUCUCAACAGAAAUUAAGACUUAUUAGAGCAGGCAACAUUUUUCCAGUCUUCAACUGUCCAAUUUUGUUGAGGUUGUGCAAAUUGUAGCCUCUUUUCCUAUUUG
This is a messenger RNA of Misgurnus anguillicaudatus (oriental weatherfish), 4158 nucleotides long. RefSeq names its product gamma-aminobutyric acid type B receptor subunit 2. Gene Ontology annotation, biological process: G protein-coupled receptor signaling pathway; gamma-aminobutyric acid signaling pathway. The record is from RefSeq and is a predicted model, not a curated record. Lineage: Eukaryota; Metazoa; Chordata; Actinopteri; Cypriniformes; Cobitidae. Gene Ontology annotation, cellular component: membrane; G protein-coupled receptor heterodimeric complex. Gene Ontology annotation, molecular function: G protein-coupled GABA receptor activity.